AUGGCAGCUUCCGGAUGCAGAGCGGUGAGGGAUGUGGUAGGCCAGGAAGGAGAGGUGGCAGUGGAAGAGGCAGCCAACAUAGAGCCCAUGCAGAACCAUGGCUCUGUGCUGCCCAGGCAGCUUCCCAGGCCAGCCAUGCAGGCAACUGACUCCUCUGGGAGCUAUGAGAACACAGUACCCCCUUCUCUUUGGUUCCAAGGACGGCCAAGGCUUAUCAAAACCCCCCCAUACAGUCCACCCACCCUUCACUUUCAGUUGUCUCAUGUAUAUAAAGACAACCAUCAAGACCAUACCCAACCAACCGUCUCAGGCUGUAGUCCCUCCCAGCCCAGCCCCUUGCAAUCGAUGCCAGAGAACAUGGCAGAGUGUACGACCACCAACUCAUACCUGAUGAUGCAAGGGAGAAAGACCCCGGUAGAGUACACAUCCUGCAACAAACGGAAACAAAUGAGAAGACCACGUGUAAUGAAAAGAUUGCCAAUUCGGAGAGCACCUCGAGCCAUUCCAGAUCCAGUGCCUGAGCGAAAAAAAACAACUCCCGUUAAUCUUGCAUACACAGUUCGAAAAUCACACGUGGUCAAUAGUGUCCACACGCGGCCAUAUAGGGACAGGGUGAUUCACUUAUUGGCACUGAAGAACUACAAGAAACACGAACUACUUGUUCGACUUCAGAAAGAUGGCAUCGCCUCAGGUGACAACAACUCCCUUGGAAAAAUUCUGCAACAAGUAGCCCAUCUGAAUACUCAGGAUCUUUCAUAUUCCUUAAAUGAUUAUGUUUUUAAAGAGCUCCAAAGAGACUGGCCUGGAUACAGUGAGCUAGACAGGCAGUCAUUGGACUUAGUGCUUUCCAGAAAAGUAGGUCCAUUUCAGAAUGCUACUGGCACCAACCACCCAGAAUCUUCUAUAGGUUCUAGUGUGGAUAAAACAUCAUCCCCUUCUCAGGAACAGCUUUUCAAUUCAGCUGUUAUUGAUUAUUCAAAGAAGAAAAAAGUUAGAAUAUCUCACCUGGCAACUAAAGUACAGUCAACAUCACAUGGUCGUUGGAAUAACACCAGUGAAAAAUCUGCUGUGGGCCACCCACCACCCUCUGAAGCUGCUGCCAAUCUCAGCUCUCCCCUAUUGCCCACAAUCUGCUUUCCUGUUUCAAAUCCUCCUCAGCCUGUCUACUCUAACUGCCGCUCUUGUAGAAUUGCAGAAGGACCCAAGACUCAAGCCCCAUAUGUUGACAGUUUUAGUCAGAACAGUAGAAUCUCUGAGCAUCAGCAAUGUAAACAUACUUCUUUGCCAUUGUCCUCUAUUUCAAUUCAAAUGAAGUGUCCGAAGCUCAUGGAGAAAAAACAUUUGAUGUCUGAUGAGAAGUUCAAAUACAAACUUAUGGAACAUAAAGCCAAGAACCAAGAGUACAAUAACAAUAUUGAGAUUAUGGAGAAUCAGACUACACAUGGUGAAAGACAAGGUGAAGGUACAAAACCAAAUUCAAGUGGAGACAUGAAAAAGGUUUGCACUCCCUCUGGGAAGACUUGUUCGACAUCUGCACUUCUAGAUUAUGUGACUGACUACGUCACUAUAGUUUCCUCUGAGCAGCGUCAGCGUUAUGAGCAGGAAUUCAGAGUAGACUAUGAGGAGUAUAAGGCCUUGUACGCCAAGAUACAGACUUUAUGUAACAUACUUACUUACCUAAAUUCAAAAAGGAAGCACCUUUCUCCAGACUCAAAAGAAUAUCAGGAUAUUAAUAAAAGAAUCUCGCUAGAAUAUCAGAAGAUGAAAGAGAAGAAUCCUAGUUACUGUAGAGAAAAACGUAGAUGUCAAUAUCUUUACGACAAGCUGAUUCACAUUAAAAACUUGAUAGAUAAUUAUGACCAGCAGUGA
Molecule: messenger RNA, 1869 nt
Organism: Hippopotamus amphibius kiboko
Lineage: Eukaryota; Metazoa; Chordata; Mammalia; Artiodactyla; Hippopotamidae
Product: RNA polymerase II elongation factor ELL2-like
Exons: 1
Coding region: 1-1869 (622 amino acids)
Biological process (GO): positive regulation of transcription elongation by RNA polymerase II; snRNA transcription by RNA polymerase II; transcription elongation by RNA polymerase II
Cellular component (GO): transcription elongation factor complex
Molecular function (GO): cis-regulatory region sequence-specific DNA binding
Source: RefSeq, a predicted model, not a curated record